UCUCUGCUCCCUGGGGAGGAGAAUGCAGAAUAGUGAGCGAGAUCAAAAAUAAACCUCUUAUGUCAAAGCAGAGGAAAGAAAGUAUAAAUACCGCAGCUCUUUGCAGUUUGCUCUGCAAGGAGCUACUCAGGGAGAGCAAGUCCUCGUCCAAGGAAGGAAAAGUGGGAGGGGAGGUAAACCCAAAGAGAGAAAGAGAAAGAAAAAGAGAGAGAGAGAGAGAGAAAUUAAGAAUUUCCCCCAAGACUCUUUCGUCUCUCUGUGUGCUUUUCCCAACUGGACAAGUUGACUUGCUGGUGCUGCUGUUUCUUGUCUGGUUUUGUGACAGCUGCUUUGCAAAAAAAAAAAUCCAGGAGGCCCUGAGGAAGCUGAGCUGGUGAAGAAAUCACCGUUGGGGCAGAAAAGGAUUUUUCACCCUUUGCACCCUGGGCAACUUUGCUGCUAACUCAGCUGAUCCCUUAUUUUUCCCUCUCCAACCUUUGUCUCCUUCUGUCUCUCUCCUUCGUUUCCUAGUCUUACGUUUUGCAGGAUUGCACCCUGUCUCAAAGCCAGUUGGGCAUUUGCUCCUCCGGUGAAUCUCCAUCUCUCUCUCUGUGUGUGUUUGUGUGUGUGUGUCUCAACUUGUCUUCUGCUCCUUCUCCAGCUUCUAGCAUCUAUGCCACUUCCUCUUCAGCAGCAAUCCUGCGCUAGCUGGUUGGCAGCUCUCUUUUCGCUUUUCCCCUUGCUGCUGUUUCAAAAUGCCUGGGCAUUAUCUCUCCAGAAUAGCGAUGGCGGUGUUCAGGAGGUGGUGCCCGCCUGGGGUGAUAUGCCUCCGGGCAAGGGCAGACAAGUUUCCUUCUCCAUCACAGCCUUUGGAAAAGUGCUCCUGUUGCAGCUGGAACCCGACGCCAGCUUCUUGGCUCCUGGGCUGAAGAUUCAACAUGUUGGUAGAAAGGAACCUGUUGGGUUCUUGGCUGAGGAAGAGGAGGAGGAGGAGGAGGAGGAGGAGGAUGUGAAGCUCAGAAAAUGCUUCUACUCAGGGACUGUCAACUCACAACCAGACUCCCUAGUGGCUGUCAGCUUGUGUCAGGGCAUCCAUGGCUCCUUCUUUGUGGAUGGAGACAAGUACAUCAUCCAGCCCCAAAGCCAUGGAAGCGGAGAACCCCUGAUGCAGGUUCAUCAGCUCCAGAAGAGAAGCUGGUCCAAAGAAGCUGCUAAGGACAGGCGAGGAAGGGGAGCCCAGCUGGAACCCAACAGCACCACUACUUUCAACCGAGCCAAGAGGUUCACCUCCCAGGCUCGUUAUGUGGAGACCUUGCUGGUGGCCGAUACCUCCAUGGUCCAGUUCUAUGGGCAAGAUCUGACGAAUCAUAUCCUCACCUUGAUGUCUGUGGCUGCUCAAAUCUACAAGCACCCCAGCCUGAAGAAUUCUAUCAACCUGGUGGUGGUGAAGGUGUUGGUAGUGGAAGAUGAAAACGCUGGACCAGAAGUAUCUGACAAUGGCGGUCUGAUGCUGAGGAACUUCUGUAAUUGGCAACAGUUCUUCAACCCUCUAAGUGACCGUCAUCCAGAACACUAUGACACUGCAAUCCUGCUGACAAGACAGGAUUUCUGCGGACGUCAAACCUGCAGAACCCUUGGAGUCGCUGAGACCGGAACCAUGUGUGAUCCAAACAAAAGCUGCUCCGUGAUAGAAGAUGAGGGUCUCCAAGCAGCUUACACCUUGGCCCAUGAACUAGGGCACGUGCUCAGCAUGCCCCAUGAUGACUCCAACAGCUGCAAAAGGCUCUUUGGGACAUUAGGAAAACAUCACAUGAUGGCUCCAUUGUUUAUUCAUCUAAACAAGACCCUGCCUUGGUCCCCCUGCAGUGCCAUGUAUAUCACAGAAUUCCUGGAUGGAGGACACGGUAACUGUCUGCUUGAUGAACCAGCCCAACCUAUUGCCCUCCCGACUGACCUUCCAGGCCAAAUACCAUUGUAUAACCUAGACCAGCAGUGUCAGCAAAUAUUUGGCAAAGAGUUCCAACACUGUCCAAAUGCCACACAGGAAGACGUCUGCUCCCAGCUUUGGUGCAAGUUGGAAACUGGAGAGCAACUUUGCCACACCAAAAAUGGCAGCUUGCCCUGGGCUGAUGGGACACCCUGUGGGCCAGGGAAAAUAUGUUUGGAGAGCCACUGCGUGGCACAAGAUACGGUGAUGCCCAAGCUUGCUGUGGAUGGAAACUGGGGUCCCUGGAGCAUGUGGGGGCCGUGUUCCAGGACAUGCGGCGGAGGGGUGCAUUUCUCUUACAGAGACUGUGACAACCCAGUGCCCAAAAAUGGGGGCAAAUACUGUGAGGGGCAAAGAGUGCAAUAUGAGUCUUGCAACAUUGAGGAAUGCUCCCCAACAGACAAAAGCUUUCGAGAGCACCAAUGUGAGAAAUAUGACAGAUACAACUUAACCGACUUGAAUGGGAAUUUGCUAGAAUGGGUUCCCAUGUAUGCCGGAGUGUCUCCUCGAGAUCGUUGCAAGUUAGUCUGCCGGGCUAAAAGAGGGAACGAGUUCAAAGUCUUUGAGACCAAAGUGGUUGACGGGACGACCUGCGCACCUGAAACACUCUCUGUCUGUGUGCAUGGACAAUGCAUCAAGGCUGGUUGUGAUCAUAUUAUUGGGUCUUCGAAGAAACUAGACAAAUGUGGAGUUUGUGGUGGGGACUGCUCAACUUGUAGAAAAAUAUCUGGCUCACUCAACAAAUCCAAGUUUGGCUACAACGACAUUGUCACCAUUCCAGCCGGAGCGACCAACAUUGAUAUCAAGCAACACAGCCGACGAGGAGUAAGGCAUGACGGAAAUUAUUUAGCUCUGCGGACCCUGGAUGGCAAAUACCUGCUGAAUGGAAACUUCACCAUCUCCGCUAUGGAACAAGACAUUUUUGUGAAGGGGACUGUCCUGAGGUACAGCGGCUCCCUGACCACCCUGGAACGCCUCCAGAGUUACCAGCAGCUCCCUGAAUCCAUUGUCGUCCAGGUGUUGACCGUUUCCAGCGAGAUGUUCCUCCCUAAGGCAUUCCCCCCUCCCAAGGUGAAAUAUACCUUUUUUAUCCCCAAGGACCUCCAAUUCAGCAAGCAGAAGGUCAAGGAGAAAAGCCUGGCCAACAUGAUCAAGCCCUUGUUGACCUCGCAAUGGGUUCUGGGAGACUGGUCAGAGUGCUCCAAGUCCUGCAGCUCGGGUUGGCAAAGACGAACCGUAGAAUGUCUGGAUGUGGAAGGGCAGCCUUCAUCUACCUGUGACAAGGCCCUCAAGCCCGAGGACAUCAAACCGUGCAGUGGCCUUCCUUGCCCAAUCUGGCAGAUGGGACCGUGGUCCCCCUGUUCCCAAACAUGUGGAGAAGGAAUGCGGACACGAAGCGCCUUGUGCAUUGACUACCUAGGCAAGCCCGUUGCCUUCGAGAAAUGCAAUUUGUUGCAGACCCCAGCAGCCACUAUGGUCUGUGUCCUCCAGCAGUGCUGAAGUGAACUGAAGGCCGGCAUGCGAUCUCAGAAGCCUCUGUAACCUAGUCUAACUACUAACCUAACUCCAACUAGGCUUGGCGUGUCCAAGCAAGGGAGUAGUUUUAAGGCCAACGGGCACUAACUGACUUGAAGAGGUCUUAUUUCAUAUCCCUGUUUGAAAUAUUAGAAGGCAUGGGUUACCACCACUAACCCCCACCCUCCUCUCUCUCUUUCUCUGUUGUGCUUUGUUUUCCUCCAAAUUGACAUCUACCUCAGUGGGGGGAAAAAAAUAAGAAUUUUUGAUAAAUCAUUUGACAUUUUGGAGAGAGAAAAAUAAUGUCUGCAGGUCAAUACUUGGUAACUAAGGGAAGUUCGUGUCCUAAGUCAUCCCGGCAGGUGAGACGAAACUCACCUCCGCUUUCACCCAGUGUCUUUUGUGGGUUGGAUUUUACGAGACGUUAUUGAAGAUGCUGCUGUUCUUGCGAUGCAGAGUUAAUCCCCCAUGAACACAGUUGUGUGCGUCCUUCAGUUAGCAAAAGAGCUGCAAGCCUUUGGGGAGGGCAGGCAUACAAAUUUCUGUCUUUGAUAUUGGCAAGCGGUAAGUCAGUCCUUGGUUUAGUGGACGCAAAUGAAGAUCGGGGUUCAUAGUUUGGACAAAUCGGUCCCAGGGAGUUUGAUUGGGAUGAUAAGCAGGCUUAUGCAAUGUUUCUUCAAAUGCAGGUAGUCCUCGAUUUACGGCCACGAUUGGGCCCAAAAUUCCUGUCGCUGCGCGAGACAUUUGUUAAGUGAGCUUUGUUCCAUUGUACAACCUUUCUUGCCACUGUUGUUAGGUGAAUCCGGCCUCCCCACUGACUUUGCUUGUCAGAAAGUCAGAAAAGGUGAUUACAUAACCCAUUGAUACUACAGUCAUCCUAAAUACGAAUUAGUUAAUCAAGUGUCUGAAUUUUAAUCCCAUGACCAUGGGGAUGCUGCAAUGGUUGUAAGUCGCUUUUUUCAGUUCGUUUAGUGACAAUUUUGAAUUGUCACUAAACGAACCGUUGUAAGUUGAGGGCUAUCUGUAUUAUCAUAAGAGUUUGAGAACUGCAAUGGGUCGUCGGCUGACUUCCUCUGCAAUUGACCAUGAAAUCUUUAUCAAUGGUUAUCAAUCUUUUUUAUAUGUCUUCCUGUUAAAUGAGAUGUUAUUCUACAGCAGUAUCUCCAUAUUACCAUUCACUCCUCAUCUUAGCAUUGGGGAUUCAAAAUAAUAGAUGUAAUCAGGGGUGAAAUCCAGCAGGUUCUGACAGGUUCUGGAGAACCGGUAGUGGAAAUUUUGAGCAGUUCGGAGAACCGGUAGCGGAAAUUUUAAAUAGUUCGGAGAACCGGCAAAUACCACCUCUGGCUGGCCCCAGAGUGGGGUGGGAAUGAAGAUUUUGCAAUAUCCUUCUCCCAGGAGUGGGGAGGGAAUGGGGAUUUUGCAGUAUCCUUCCCCUGGAGUGGGGUGGGAAUGGAGAUUUUGCAGUGUCUUCCCCUGUCACGCCCCACCAAGCAACACCCACCAAGCCACAUCAUGCCCACCAAGCCACACCCACAAAACCGGGUGUAAAAAAAUUUGGAUUUCACCACUGGAUGUAAUCCAGGGGUGUCAAACUCAAGGCCCAGGGGCCAGAUGUGGCCUGUGGGAUUCUUAGAUCUGGGCCGCAGGGCUGCCCUGGAAACAGUGAAGGACUGGCUGUGGUGCCUCUGCCAGUGAAAACAGAGCUAGGGAGGGCCACAGACGGUUGCAGGAGGGCCGCAGAUAGUUGCAACGUCGCAGCCGAAAACGGAGCUCGGGAGGCCAUUUUUGCUGGCAGAGCGCUUGUGCCACCACAGGCGCCCCCAACACAAGUGUCUUUGAGCUGGCCACGCCCACCCUAGCCACACCCACCCUGGGGCCCCCAAGGUCAGACAACACUGAUGCAGCCCUCAGUGUUUGACACCCCUGAUGUAAUCCAUGCUUCCCUUUAUGGUCAUAUAUCAUUCAUUAUUUUGGAAGCUUAGGUAGCAAUAUGAAUGCCAGCACUGUAGGAAAAAUAACUAAAAAGAUAUGGGUAGAAUAUGCCUCCAGAUCCAUUCUAAUAUUAGGGGUGAGUGCAUGAUUAAUAUUUCUCCUUCCCUCAAUUUUUUUGGAGGCCGGGCACAAUCUUAAGAAUCACAAAAAAAAUGCACUAAAGAAGGAUUUUUAUUGUACUUUCCUAAGAUUAUUUGGUAACGUCAUGAAGAAGUGUCCCUCGCAGGUAAAAAAUUCAUCUUUGAAGCUGUAAUUUGCAGAUAAAAACACGAGGUCAUCAAACAAAUGCUGUGAAUAUCAGCCAAGGCACGUUAAUCCAAAUUUACUAGGGCACUGUGAUCCACUGCAUAAUGCAAAGAAAAAUAUUUCAGUAGUCUCUUGACUCUUGGCUUAGGUUAAUCGUGGUUUAGCAUUUUCUCAUCCAGAGAAACUCUUCAUUAUUUCUAGUCUAUCCUGUGUUUGUUCAGCUUACGCACUUUUCAAAAGGACCAUUUAGAAAAAAAAAACCUUUUUAUCAGAUUCCUUAUUAUUUGUAAAUAGAUAUCCCGGUUUUAAUAUGACUCAAAUGGAUGUGUCAGUAUUGAAAUUUAUAUCUCUAACUUCUUGGGAUUUUUGUCAUCUGUCUAAUUUUCAGACUAAAGCAAAUCAAGGCUCAGAUACAGUACACGAAACAGGAUAUUGGUGCUUAAUUAACACAUUACCAUUAUUUUACAAUGAUGAGUAGCAAAGUUCUAGCUGCUUUUUUUCCCUGUUUUAGGCAUUGUGUUCAAAAUGAUGUUAACAACCUCAUACUAAAACAUCUGGUCUAUAUACUCUUGAAAGAGAAUGGUGGUCUUUAUUCUCCUAAAUUAGCCUUUAGCAUUUUCCAUGAUCCAUUCUAGAAGUCCUGAAAAAUGAAUUUCCCUUUUGUCCUUGCAAAAUUCACUAUGUCUCUUCAUUUGCUGCAUCUUUAAUUCUCUAAUUCUCAACUUUAACCAUUUCAGCUUUCAUCCUUUAAUUCUGAUUGGCUACACAGCCAAUCAGUGUAUAAUCAUUCUCAUUCUGAUUGGCUACAAAAUUGCUAACGAUUUUGAAAUAAUCUCGAAUGGUUUUGAACUAUCGAACAAGAUUUUGUUCCCUGCAUGAGCCUCUGUGUGACUUAUUUAGGAAACAGCUCCAUUUUCUCUUAGAUAAGCAAGGAAUUCGGCCUUUUUAAGAAGUGUCGUUCAAAAAUAGCAACAGCAACAUAGUUCUUUCCACUCUUAAAUUAUGCUGAUGUCGUAAGGAAUAGUUAAAUGGAAGCCAGAUAUUUUGAUGUUGAAAGGUAGCAUGCCUCAGUUCUGGGACACAACAACAUUCCGGUCAGAGAACAUGGGUUUACAGUGGGCCUUGUUCCAUAACUACAAAGUGGUAAUAUGACUAGGGACGUGGUGGCUCAGUGGCUCAGUGGCUAAGAUUGUCGAUUAGAAAGGUCGGCAGUUCAGCAGUUCGAAUCCCUAGUGCCGCAUAACGGGGUGAGCUCCCGUUACUUGUCCCAGCUUCUGCCAACCUAGCAGUUUGAAAGCAUGUAAAAAAUGCAAGUAGAAAAAUAGGGACCAAUUUUGGUGGGAAGGUAACAGCGUUCUGUGUGCCUUUGGCAUUUAGUCAUGCCGGCCACAUGACCACGGAGACAUCUUCAGACAGCACUGGCUCUUCGGCUUUGAAACAGAGAUGAGCACCGCCCCCUAGAGUCGGGAACGACUAGCACAUAUGUGUGAGGGGAACCUUUACCUUUAGCCUUUAAUUUGUAUUUAUCUCUUCUGGACACAUCUAAGUUCUACCUGGUGAAAUGCAAAGAUACAAAGAUGCUUGCAGCAAGUUCUUCCAUUUCUCUCUGUGUGCAAAUGCAAUAUUUUCUUCUUUAAGACCACUACAGGUAGGUAAGAUUGUUGGUAGUCCUCAACGUAUGACCACAAUUGACCCCCACCGUUAUUUUGCUAAGUGAGAAAUUUGUGUUGCCCCAUUUUACAACUUUUCUUGCCACGAUUGUUAAGUGAAUCACUCGCAGUUGUUAAAGUUAGUCACCCGGUUGUUAAGUGAAUCUGACUUCCCCCCGGACUUGGCUUGUCAGAAGGUUGCAAAAGGGGAUCCCAUGACCCCAGGGACACUCAUCUGUCAUAAACGUGAGUCAGUGGUCAGACAUCCAAAUGUAAAUCAAGUGACCGUGAGGAUGCUACGUCAGUCAUAAGUCUGAAAAAUGCUCAUAAGUCACUUUUUUCAGUGCUGUUGUAGCUUUGAAUGGUCACUAAACAAACUGUUGUAAGUUGAGGACUGACUGUAUAUAGUAAUGGAAUGGGGGUAGGGGGAGAAACAUGCAGAUUUUGAUUGUCCCAGCUAUGUGUAGAAGAAGAUAGGAUGGAAUCACUCUUAAGAUUCUGCUGAAUUUCUGUCUGCAUUUGAACUCCCAACUCAGUCUAAGGAGGGACUCUCUGUCUGCCUUUAAUUCAGGCCCUGUACAUCCUCAUUCAUCUCCAGUGACAUCACUAUCCUGUCAUUGUCUUCUCUUUGCUAUCUGCUAUAGAGCAGGCAGAGCUUCUUCCUGGGCUGAACUUCUUCCUUCCCAACUUGGGAGUCCUGCCAAAAUCACGCAGAACUGCCAAGGCAUAUUUCUGAUCCAGACAGUCUGGCCUUAAAGCAGACACCAAAUCAGUGAACUUCUGCCUUUUUAAGCAAGCUGCCUUUGGUUUGCACUGGGGGCUGAUGCUCCCUGAUAGUGAGAUCUAUGUAUCUCAGAAGAGAUUUUCAAGAAUACUAAGAUUCUCUGCGUUGAGAUACAUUUAGAGUCAGGGAACAAUUUAUUCAAGAAAGAUCUUUCUUUCUCUGCUUUGCUGAGGUUCCUUUGGUUUCCACCCAGUAACUGUUUGCAUCUGACUGUACUGUAUUUUUGAAACAAAACGUUAAUACCAUGCAUCUUUUCCUUCCUUCUUUCCUUCCUUCCUUCCUUCCUUCCUUCCUUCCUUCCGUUUUCUUUUUCUUUCUUCUUCCUUCUCCCCCUCUCUCUCUCCCUCCCUCUCCCUCUCUCUCUUUUCUUUCUUAAAAUAACAAUAAUUUCUUGAAGAUUUUAGAAUAUAUUUGUUCCCAUCUUACUGGGAAAGUACCAUUUGAAGCAGAAGAUGUUAACGUUCUCUGAUGAAUAUAUGCACUCUAGGGAAGGUGAUGACCCUGUCUUUUCAAGCAUCACGCUGUGCUUCUGCUGGCCUGUAAUGCUAUUUUCCAGUUUUCUGCUUGAUCAGUUCAACAUCAAGAAUUAGAUACAUGUCCUAUUAAUUGAUAGCGGAGGGUGGGACUGAAAUGGAUUUCAUUCUGCUAUCUUUAGCAACAGCAGUGGUGGGCUGCAAGCGCGCGCAGGCCUGACAUGCUUGCGUGCAGCGUUCAAAAUAGCGCAAUUUGAAGCUCAGCUGCUUACCUUCUAAGGCAGCCCCGGUAAGUAGAACAGCGGAGAUGCGAAAAUCAGCUGUGCCGCGCGAAUCAGCUGAGCCAGAAAGAAGGAAAUAUAGGACAGGAUAGGGCGGGGCCAGGGUCAGCUGAUCGUUGGAACUGCCGGUUCGCCUGAACUGGUCUGAACCAGCAGCAGCCCACCACUGGUUAACAGGUUCCUCAGAAAGAAUAUAUUGGCUUUUGCAUUCAAAAUGUGAAUUAUGAACUAGCAAGUGGUAGGAAUCUGGACCAUAAAAGAACCAGAUUGGAGUUUGUUAUUUCCUCUAUUUAAAAAUAUUGCUGCAGUUAAUAUAUCGGGAUUGUAAAGUGGAUUUCCCAAAACCUAGCUUUGAUGUGCUAGCUUAUUAUGUACAAAGUUUCUUUACAUGGAAGGGAAAGAAGAUUCAGUUUAUCCCGAAGGUGCUUUUCCAAAGGCAACUGGACUUUCUUGGGGCUUUUCUUUUUUCCUUGAAAACAUUUCGCUUCUCAUCUAAGAAGCAACUUCAAUUCAGAACGAAGAAGCGAAACUUUUUCAAGGAAAAAUAACUUAAGAAAAUCCAGUUGCUUUUUGCAAAAGCAUCUUUGGGACAACCAUGACCUGGAUGGUUAUGAAUCUCCAUAAAACAUCAAGCUUCAGCUUAUUUUUCACAAUGCUCAGCAUAUAUUUUCAAGGCUGCUGGGCAACUUCUCGACAGAAAGUUGAAAGCAAAUGGAAGGCAGCAGCGCUCUGUUACAAAUUUAAUUUCGAAUGUUUGUGCUGAAAAUCAUGAAGUAUCUGGGCAACUAGCAAGGUGCAAGUUAUAGAAUAUUUGGGAAAUGGGAAUAUCAUGACAUUGCUUGGAUGUUUCCUUUGGGACUGAUAUUGUGCAAAAGAAGCACUGGAAAUUCAAGAAGGGUGGGUCAAAGGCAACAGCGAUGCUGUUUCUGAAAAUAGCAACUUUUAAACAAUCAUGUAUAUUUAACGGAGAGUCUUCAGCUCUUGACUGUUUGACCCGAGAGCAAAGAAUGAAGCUUAGUUCCCUUGUGCGAAGCCAAGCGGUGAUGUUUCCACAUAGGGCCUGCCUUUAAGAAAAGGACCUGACCCUUGGCCAACUUUCUUUUUUUUUUAAUUAUUGUUUUAUCGUAAACAGUAAAAUACAAAACAGAAAAACAAACACAAAACAAAAGCACACGUUCAACCCUAAGAACAACAAAAGGAAAAAAGAGUGUGCCAAAAAAAGAGGAAAAAGUGAUCAAAUUAAUUUAACAUUUAAUAUACAGUAUAUACAGGGAGGAAAAUGUACUGCUUUUUCCUUUUUUUCAUAUAUAUAUAUGAAGAAAGAAGAAAAAGUAGUCAACAGAUUAAGCUAAACAUUACACUAAUUCUCAGAUCCCUCGGUUAACCAUCUGUUAUUAUAUUUAGCAUGUAGAAAGGGGUUUCCAGUCUCUUAUAAAGCUGUCCAGUCCAUUAGCUUCAUUUUAUCAUAUGUGGUGGUCUUGCAAAUAUAUACGGUUGCUGUGAUUAUCUUUCUUCCCUCUGUUCGUAACUAUCGUCUUUUGGAAUAUGUCUGACACUUUGUCCGGACAGUUCCUGAAGGCUGUCUCAGAAAAAUGGCUUAUUGUCACGAAUCUAUGCUACAUUAGGUAUAGAAAUGAACAACUUCUCAAGUUUCAGUGCUGCUAAUGUAAUCUGUUGUUAGGUUUUCCCUUUUACAUGAAAAUACAAUAUAUACUAAUCAGUGAGAGCUGCUGCUUUUGAAACACGAUGUAAUACAUUCUUCUGACUACAGAACUGUUUUAACGAUUCGGUUAAAAGAAAAAUGCAUACAAAUCUGUAAAAUGGGAUCUGCAUGGGAUGGUGGAUCCCAAAUUGGUAAGCAGCUGUGACCUUCCUGCAGAAGACAUGGAUCACUGUGGCUUACCAAUUGGGAUCCACCAUGCUUGCAGGUUUUUAUUAGCUUUAAUAGAAAGAAACAGGAUGCGGUGGCUCAGUGGCUGAGAUGCUGAGUUUGUCGAUCGAAAGUUCGGCAGUUCAGCGGUUCCAAUCCCUAGUGCUGCGUAAUGGGAUGAGCUCCCGUUACUUGUCCCAGAUUCUGCCAACCUAGCAGUUCGAAAGCACGUAAAAAAUGCAAGUAGAAAAAUAGGGACCACCUUUGGUGGGAAGGUAACAGCGUUCCGUGCGCCUUUGGCGUUGAGUUAUGCUGGCCACAUGACCACGGAGACGUCUUCGGACAGCGCUGGCUCUUCGGCUUUGAAACGGAGAUGAGCACCGCCCCCUAGAGUCAGGAACAACUAGCACAUAUGUGCGAGGAGAACCUUUACCUUUACUAAUAGAAAGAAAAGUCUUGCCUCAUAUCCAUAUUGAUAGGCUCGCUCGUUAUUGGAUCACACACUCAAGACUAGAGAAAUGGCUCUUGAUUUCCUAAGUAGUUAUUUCUCUUGGGCUCCAACAUUGAAGAAAUGACAGUGGGUUAUAAAUGAUGUCACAAACUCCCUGGAUCCUUUUUUCCCCUACAUCUAGAAAUCUCUGGUGCAUCCCUAAAGAAUUGUCAUAUACUACAAAGGACUAUAUGUUGUCUUCAUUCUCAGGUCACCUGUCAUCUGUUGGGAUGACCCAUCCCAAAGCAAGUUGUUCAGAAUGUACCCAACACUGUCCUCUUGUGGUUGUGUAUCGCAAUGGGAAAAAAACAACCGUAGCAAUUUGCAAUCUCUCUGUAGUGGAUUUUUUUUUUUUUUGAAUUUGCUUAUUUUCAUUGGUCAAAGAGCAGAUAAAAGGGGAACUUAUCAGUAAUAACAUCACUUCACAGAACCCAGUCUUUUCAUGACUAAAGCCCGGAUAGUCAAAAUACCAACUUCUAUAUUCCAAAAAUCAGCCUGGGAUAUUAGAAAGAUCUUUAGCAAGCCUAAAUAAUAUUGGAAUCUGGGCAACACUGCAUGUACAGUCUCACAAAUGGUGAUUCUACGCAUAUCUAUCAUUCACCUAAAGAAGAGCAAAUAGAACAUUUCAGUUAAAUUCCCAGUUUAAAAAGUACAUGCCUGCAUGAAUCAAUCAAUCCCAUUUUAAGAACACAAGUAAGGGAAUUAUAUCACACUAAGAUUGGAUUUACUCAUCAGACUAACAUGAGGUUCAUGAUUGGGGUGGCGCACAAAUACAAAUGUGAAAUUGUGAUUUGCUUUUGAAUUAGUGUGUUGUGAAAAACCCAGCCACCUGUGUUCUUAUUGCACAAAUCAUGAUUUAAUAAACCCUGGUUUAGAAUAAUGUAUACACCAGUUCAACGUGUACUUUGGUAUCGGUCUCCAAAUAAAGGCAAACGUUGCUUUCUAAGUCUUGUUGAUCCAAAUCCAUAGGCUUCUUAAUGGGAAGAUGCAAAAGAUGGAUCUACACUUCCAACCAUGAGCAAAUCAAUAGAGGAUGUGCUGAGUUUUAGAAUUUGGAAAGAGUGCUGGGAACCCUUUAACACAAUCUAGUCCUCAUAACAUUGGGUCUCAGAACUCCCAGAGGAAGAAAAAAAAUGAAUAUCUGAGUUGAAGCAAAAUCAGAAUCUCCUUAGAUGAAACAUCUGGGACUUUAAGCUUGGCUGUGAUGACUGUACCAAUUUGUUAGGUUUUUUCACACGCCCCGCCUUCAAUAAAGCAAUCAAAUCCAGACUGAAAAAACCCCAGUGAACCAUGAAAGAUGCAGAAAACUCUUCACUCUUAAUCUCCAUAAUUUUGCAGUGCAAGAUUGGAUGGCCCAUUCUAAAACCGUCUACCGUAUUUUUCGGAGUAUAAGAUGCACUUUUUCCCCCCCUAAAAGAGAGUGGAAAUGUUGGUGCGUCUUAUACACCGAAUACAGCCAUUUUUGGCCUCCUGAAGCCCUGCCCCGCUCGUCCCAUUUUUGUGAAAAAGGGGCCUUUUUUCACAAAAACGGGGUGCACAGAGGAUUUGGGAGGCCUGCAGAGUGCUCCUGGGGGGGCAAAAGCUUUUUUUUCUCUUACUUACCUCUUCGAAAUCUUGGUGCGUCUUAUACACCGGUGUGUCUUAUAGUCCGAAAAAUAUGGUAAUAUCUUUCCACAAUUCAAAUUCUGUACUGACUGCCAUCAUCCUUCCUGGCUGGGUCUGUAUCAUACUUACCUUAGCUGCAUUUUAAAACACUUGUCUGACUUAGCUAUUCUUUUCAAAAAGAUAUGUAGCAUUUAUGGUAAUGUAUGUAAAAUAAAGUUACAUGUUAAGAUUGAGAUGUAUAUAGUUUCCCUUCAGUGAAGGAUUGUUAGCACUGUACUGAGCCUCAUUUGAAAGAUAUUUAUUUGUGUACAGUAACUGUUUGGGUAAGUGAGAGCGAAGGGGUGGUUAUUACAAAAGGCUUGCCAUCUCUUGAAACUUUCCCAACUGCAUUUUGUUUGAAGGGGAAAGGAAGAUGAGAAGUUUCACUCCCUUCUCCUAAUGGUGUAGUUGUAUAACUAAUGUAUCAGCACAAUUUGACGCGCAAAACUAAAAACCUCGUUCGAGUCAAGAUGGCAAAAAAUUGAUUUCUAAUUGUAUUUAAUUUUCUUUUAUAAAUAACAAAAAUCCACCUUACUUCCCCUUUCUUUUCCUUUUCUUUAAUCUUUAGAAACAGAUAGCUGGAUUGUAAUACUAGCCUUUAGCUGUAAAUAAAAUACUUCCUCAAUUAAAACCUUC
Pantherophis guttatus is the source of this 13546-nucleotide messenger RNA. It is a transcript of the gene ADAMTS8, whose product is annotated as ADAM metallopeptidase with thrombospondin type 1 motif 8. Gene Ontology annotation, molecular function: metalloendopeptidase activity; zinc ion binding. NCBI's taxonomy places the organism in Eukaryota, Metazoa, Chordata, Lepidosauria, Squamata, Colubridae. Gene Ontology annotation, biological process: proteolysis; extracellular matrix organization. The record is from RefSeq and is a predicted model, not a curated record.